AUGGACGCCCCGGAUGAUGCUGUGCUGCGCCUGGCCCAGCUGGCUCUGCGCUGCACUGUGCAACGCACUGCAAGCCGGCCCAACAUGGCAGACAUUGCCAACGAGCUGCAGGGAAUCAGGCACGAGGUGGUGGGGAAGGAGGAGCUCAGUGCAGCAGUUAAGGUGGAUGAGCAAGCAGAGGGGAUGCGAACUGCUGCCACACGCUCUGCUACUGCUGUUGCCCUUGCCGCUACUAGCACGCGCACCACCGCAUGCGCUGCCUCUGCUAUUGCGACGGCCAGCGCACCCAUCAACUGCCAACGCUAG
Closterium sp. NIES-65 is the source of this 306-nucleotide messenger RNA. The record is from the annotation of a GenBank genome assembly. Lineage: Eukaryota; Viridiplantae; Streptophyta; Zygnematophyceae; Desmidiales; Closteriaceae.